GGCUGAAACAUCGCGCGGCCCUCCCGGCAUCUCAGUGUAGUUGGCCUGUUGAGGGCUGCCCGCGAAAAGCCAAUGCUUGAGCUCGGGAGCCAUGCUCUCCGCUCUAUUUCACAGGCGAUUUCCUAUGCGCCGACGGCAGUGUCUUCUGUUCCAGACCGUGGCGAUCUUUCAGCGAUCGAUGGUGACGUAGAGGUCAUCUUCUUCGAUUUCGACGGCACCCUCACAGAGACUCCAGGCACCAAGGCUUCCCAUGCCGGCAAGCUGAGCGAGCUGUCCGAGAGGACUCCCAUGCUGCGGCCUCGUCUCCAGCGCUUGCGAGAGGCCGGGAUCAUGCUGGGGGUCAUCUCCAAGAGCACAGAGCAGACGGUCACCGGCGCCCUCCAAGAGACGGGAUUGAUUGAGCUCAUCAACGGCCCCAUCGUUGGCAAGGCUGCGAAGCUGGACGGCAAGGUGGGCAUCAUUCAGGACUUGUACGCGGAGGGCGGUAGCUUAGCUCACCUAGGCUCGGAAGCGUGGGAGAAGGCCCUGCUGAUCGACGACGACAUCUCAGAGCUUGUUUGGGCUCGCGACGUCGGCAUGCAGACCUUCGCCGCACCUGCACAGGGCGGGCUCCAAGAGGAGGACUUCCACGAGCUCUUCCGGGGCCUGGGGCUGCAGAGCGACCGGUCGGAAGGUGGCUCCAUGGACCCCACCACACCUUUGGCGCAGCCCAAGUGCCGGAAGCGGCUCCGGCCGGUGAGGCUCGAGGACAUCGCCUUUGAGGACGAGAAGAUUUGCAGCCUGUGGACGCAGGGCCUGGUUGGCCAGAAGCUCGGUCUGGAAGGAGGUGCGCGGAAGGAGUACGAGGACGAUUCCGCUCCGAAGCUGAUCGACCACUACGAGGUCACGGAGGAGCUGGGUGCCGGCGCUUUUGGCACCGCCUACGUGGGCCAUUUCCGGGCCUCGGGCAUGCAGUGCGCUGUAAAGCUGCUGGACAGAGAGCACGUGGGGCAGCACUACCACAAGAACUUUGUGGAGCGCGACAUGGUGUCGCUGCUGCUUCGCAUGGCGAAGGAAGCAUCGCACCCCAACGUGGUGCAGCUCCUCGACUCCUUGAUGAGCGAUGAGCAUUUCUUCGUGGUGAUGGAGCUCCUGGAAGGCCCAGACCUGUUUGAGCACCUCAGCAGCUGCAACACUGGCGCGUUGACAGAAGAGCACGCCCGCUUUAUCAUCCAGAACUCGCUGUCGGCUUUGGCCCACAUCCAUGCAGUGUGCGGAGUGGGCAUCAUCCAUCGGGAUGUGAAGCCUGAGAAUUUGAGAUUCCGCAGCAAGGAUCCGGAUUCCGAGCUUGUACUGGUGGAUUUCGGGCUGUGCUGCCCUGCCUCAGAGAUGGAGAAACGGACCAUCGUGGGGACCUUGCUGUAUGUGGCCCCGGAGGUGUUCUCGAGAAGGUAUGAUGCCAAGGCGGAUCUGUGGUCACUGGGUGUUGUGCUCUACAUUCUCCUCACUGGCCGGCCUCCUUGGAAACAGAAUGUUAACGUGGGCUUCGUGCCCAGCAAGAAGGUUUUAAACGGUGAAGCCGCGCAGCUUGCUUUGGGUGCCAAGGAGCUGGAGGAGACACCCCUGGCGCGGGAGCUGCUGGAAGGCCUCCUGGUUGUGGACCCCGACCUUCGCCUCGGCGCCAAGGAGGCGUUGAGAUGUCGAUGGCUUGGCACAAGCCCAGCCAUCGAAGCUGAAGCUUCUCCGAAGCUGCUCUCGGCCAACAGCAUGUCCUUCAGCACGGCCUCAAAGUACAGCCACAAGACGCCGAAGAGGGUCACCUACGCCGACCAGGCCGAGGAGGAUGAUAAUGACAACCGCGGAGAACAUGAACUGGAGCCUUCCGGCCCUGGGAUUCGCUUCGAGCAAGUGAGCUUGGGCCAAGCGUGCCCUUCGUGAGCUUGGAGCCAGACCUCCGUUUUGCUUCCUUU
Messenger RNA from Effrenium voratum, 1949 nucleotides. Lineage: Eukaryota; Dinophyceae; Suessiales; Symbiodiniaceae. The record is from the annotation of a GenBank genome assembly.